Molecule: messenger RNA, 4062 nt
Organism: Brassica napus (rape)
Lineage: Eukaryota; Viridiplantae; Streptophyta; Magnoliopsida; Brassicales; Brassicaceae
Product: lon protease homolog 1, mitochondrial-like
Exons: 15
Coding region: 1712-2248 (178 amino acids)
Biological process (GO): mitochondrion organization; chaperone-mediated protein complex assembly; protein catabolic process
Cellular component (GO): mitochondrial matrix
Molecular function (GO): single-stranded DNA binding; serine-type endopeptidase activity; ATP binding
Source: RefSeq, a predicted model, not a curated record
GGAAGCUACAUAUGCUUAAAUCUACCACAGAAUUAGUUUAUUUACCUUUGACGAUGGAAGAUCGACGAUGGAGAGAAAUCGAAGAUGGAGAGAAAUCGCCUUUCCUCGAGAGCUAUGAUUUUUUUUUCUAACCUUCGGUCGCGAAUGUUUUUUUUUCUCGACAUAACCCAACACAACAUAUCGCCGGGCCAACUAUCAGACGCCACGUGCAGUAAGGACUUGAUCCUUCGAAGCCUUAUUUACGGACUGAUCCGUACCGAUCCGUCUAAAGCUGAGCCCAAUUCACAAUUUUUUUUAAAAAAAAUGCUAAGGAUUUGGGCCAUGGACCCGUGACGGACCUCCGUUGCGGUUGCUCUUAGACCAUGAUUAUCGCAGGUCCUAAGUGAGUGUUUUAAACAAAUUUGUGAUUUAAUUAAAUCAAAAGAAAAGAAAAGGAGAAUUACCAAUCCUUAAUGGGGUGUUUUGGAAACCGAUUUUUAGGGGAGUUUUAUAACCACGUGUCAGCAUCUCGUUUUUUUGGUUUUUUUUUUCUCUCUUCCUUUCCUUUUCUCACCGUUUCUUGACUUCUUGUAUUCUCCAGAGGAGAAGAAUCCAAACCGACGAAGGACGAGGACUGAUGGCGUCUCCUCCGACUUGUCUACGUCGUCAGAAGAAGGAUCGAAAUCCACCACCAAUCAACGAAUCUCUCGGAACUGAUGGCAUCUCCUCCGACUUGUAUCGUCUUCCACCUCAAAAGAAUGAUCGAAACCCAUCACAAUCGACGACUCUCUCGGUCAUCACGGCGUCUUGUCCGUUGGUUCUCGUCUUCUUCGACGUACGACGACUCUAUCAGUUCUCACGGCGUCUCCUCCUCCGGCGGGCGAUGUCUUCAGUUUGGAGAUCAGCUUCUGAUAAGCAGCUCUGUUUCUCCUCAUAUUCAAAGCAUAUGCUUCUCCGACAGCUGAAACAGCUCGACUCCAAUGGUGCAUGAUUCCACCGCUAUUGUGAAUAGAAAUAAUGGUUGAGAAGAGAGCUCUCUUUCUUCGAGCGUUGACAUGGAGAAAAACAUAAAUGAUCUGAAAGGGAAAGAUCUGCUUAAACGGCUUCACGAAGUUGGCACACUUGCUCAGAUUUCAAGUAUCCAAGGAGAUCAAGUUAUCCUCGUUGGUCAUAGACGUACGGCUUCGCAUAACGGAGAUGAGCCACUUACAGUCAAAGUCAAUCAUCUUAAGGAUAAGCCGUUUGACAUGGACGAUGAUGUCAUCAAGGCAACAUCCUUUGAAGCUAUUUCAACGCUUAGGGACGUACUGAAGACAAGCUCACUGUGGAGAGACCACGUCCAAACAUAUACCUAGCAUAUAGGUGAAUUCACUUAUCCACGGUUAGCGGAUUUUGGAGCGGCUAUAUGUGGUGCAAAUAGGCAUCAAGCUCAAGAAGUUCUUGAAGAACUUGAUGUUCAUAAACGUCUGCAGUUGACGCUGGAAUUGAUGAAAAAAGAAAGGGAAAUUAGCAAGAUUCAGGAAACUAUAGCAAAAGCAAUUGAAGAAAAAAUUAGCGGUGAGCAACGCCGUUACUUGCUAAAUGAGCAGCUCAAGGCUAUUAAGAAGGUAUUCUUCACAAUUUAUUUCUUUCUAGUUCCGUCCACAUACAAGGUCUGUGUAGAAUAUUAGCGUAUUUGGUAGUCAUUUGUAAUUCUGAAGUGAUCCAAUGCAAGAGCUUGGUGUGGAGACAGAUGACAAAUCUGCACUGUCUGCAUAUAGGUGAAUUCACUUAUCCACGGUUAGCGGAUUUUGGAGCGGCUAUAUGUGGUGCAAAUAGGCAUCAAGCUCAAGAAGUUCUUGAAGAACUUGAUGUUCAUAAACAUCUGCGGUUGACGCUGGAAUUGAUGAAAAAAGAAAGGGAAAUUAGCAAGAUUCGGGAAACUAUAGCAAAAGCAAUUGAAGAAAAAAUUAGCGGUGAGCAACGCCGUUACUUGCUAAAUGAGCAGCUCAAGGCUAUUAAGAAGGAGCUUGGUGUGGAGACAGAUGACAAAUCUGCACUGUCUGUCUUAUAUAGUGUACUUGUCAUCUCACGCCUACCCUCUGCACCUCUCUACCGCUCAUCCCAAUCGUGUUACUCACUCGAAACACACAUGUCUCGCUUCUUUCUUUGGGAAGCCAUCAAAGUGCAGAAGACGACAUUUUACUCAUUCAAGAGACAUAUCAAUGCUUUCGCCGCUGAAGCUGAAGAAAUCACGAAGCAUCCAUUCAUGGAGUUUUAUGCUUCUUGAGAAAAAAUGGCGUCGUUCACAAGUCUUCUAUGUGGAACAAAGCAUGAUUCAGAGAGGAUACAAUCAGUGCGAAUCUUGACACAGGUAAGUUCCCAAAGAAAGCGUCUGCUUUGUUCACAAGUCGAUAGGCCAAUCAUGAUUCACAAUUAUGAAAACAAUAGUCAUAAAGAACGUCUCAAAAUACUUGUAGGGUUUAUACCAAUUAAUAAGAAAUGUAUACUCAUUCAAAUGCUAAAAUACGAACAUGAACAUAUUUUUACGUUUUUUCUUUUUAACUUUUGAAGAUAUAAAUAUGUAUAUCCAGGGGAGGACCUAGAAAAUACUUAAACCUGUGGCACAAUCUAUAUUUAUUAAAAUGUUAAAUAUAAUUUGUUUCAUUAAAUUAUAUAUUUUUUAAAAAAAUUACAUUAGUCACUAAAAGUUUAAAUUUUAUAAAUUUCAGAAAAUAGAUCAUAUAAAAAGAGAUAAAUAAUUUUUAUAAAUUUAAAAAUUCCAUUUUAUGUAAUAUUAUAAAAUUAUGUAUAGAAGAUAAUAUUUUUAUUACAAAAAGAUUUAUGAUUUUGCAUUUGCAUUUUUCUUAUUUUAAUGUAAGUACUGAAAAAAUAAUAAAAUAACUGUUAGAGUGAAAUUUAAAUAAAAAUAUUUUUUUUUUGGAAAAAGUAAUAUUAGAAAAAGGAAAGAAAACAAAACAAUUGUAAAAAGAAAUAGAAACAUAAUAGUACGUAGCACAAUAAAUGAAAACUGAAAAAUAAUAAAAUAACUAUUAGAGUGAAAUUUAAAUAAAUUAUAUUUGUUUUUUUGGAAAAAGUAAUAUUAGAGAAAAGAAAACAAUUGUAGAAUGAAAUAGAAACAUAAUUGUUGGUAGCAAAAUAACCGGCUCUUAUAUCUCUUAUUUAAGAGACGGUUCUUAGCUUUUCUUAGUUAAAAGCUAAGAAACGGUUUUUAGCCGAAGCUAAGAACCCCUUUCUAAGAAUCCGGAUUAAUCAUGAUGGUCUAACAGCUACACAAUAAUACAUGUUUGUUAACGACACAAGAAAGUUGUAUUAUUUAUUACGUGGCAUGUGCCACACCUUUACCACAACUGGGUCCGCGCCUGUGUAUAUCGAUGCAACAUUCCACAAAGCAACUCUGUUUAGCUACUACGCCUCAGGAUAUGUACAACCUAAUAAGACUGCCUCACACCCUGUCCCUGGCCUUGUUUAUGAUCUCGACACUGGAGACUACUUAGACUUCCUCUGCGCCAUUGCUUACAAGAACACCUUAGUUCGACUCUUUGCUGAGGAUCCACAGUAUACGUGCUGCCAAGGAGACGCAAACUCAAUAACGUUCUCCGAGCGCCCCUGAGAGUUAAAGUCUCCGUAGAGCCCAAACAGCUCAAGUUCAACAAAGUUGGAGAGGAGAAGAUCUUUCAGAUGACUCUCUGUCCUAAGUCAGUGAAUGCUUUAGGCUACAUCUUCGGUGAGCUGAAGUGUACAUACACCGAGCAUUACGUUAGGAGGCCCAUUGUCGUCGAACUCUCAAGCUAGCCUCCACUCUAUACAUCACUCUACUUUAUCUUUUCUCUUUUAGUAUCAUAUCAAGCUUUAUAUUGUUUUGGAUAAUAUUAAAAUUUUAAUAAUUAAAAAACAUGUACUUGUUUAGAGGCAUCCCUUAUAUAUUAAAAGAGAAUCAUUGUAAUAAAUGUAUUCACAUUGUAAUAGACAUGUGGCAGGUUCACAAUGAUUUGAUAAUAAGUAUAGUAACGCGUUUACACUAUAUUCAUAAAUGUGUUCACACUAUGUACUUUGCAUUUUUUUUAAUAUAAAACUCACAUA